AUGGCUACAUACCAAGAACGGUCCACCCAGAAACGCGCCGAUCAACACUCUCUGAUCCCACCCGAGUGGCGCUUACAUCCGAUCCCCGCGAUCGAAUCUACCCCAAAUGCCCUGGCUUAUCUCCGCCUGGUUCUCACUCCGGAUGAACUGGCCCUCACAGAAGAAACCGAUAUCUCCGUUCUUCUACGCAAGCUCUCGUCAGGAGAACUCUCCUCACUAGAUCUAACCCGAGCAUUUUCUAAACGCGCCGCGCUAGCCCACCAAUUAACAACAUGUUGCACGGAGAUAUUCUUCGAAGAGGCAUUCGCCACCGCCAAAGAAAUGGAUGACCACCUCGCGAAAACAGGCAAGACUGCCGGGCCUUUACACGGUCUACCGGUGUCUAUUAAAGAUUUAUUUUCGGUUAAGGGUGUUGAUACUUCAAUCGGCUGGGUCGGACUAACAAACAACCCCGAAAAAGCCGACAAAUCAGUCGCUAGAACCCUCCGCCGCCUAGGCGCAGUCCUCUACGUGAAGACCAAUCUCCCACAAUCAAUGAUGAUGUCCGAUUCGUACAACCACGUCUUCGGGCAGUGCGUCAACCCAUUUAACCGGGCUUUGAUUUCUGGCGGGAGUUCCGGUGGCGAGGGGACGCUUGUUGCGGCGCGCGGUAGCGUUCUUGGUAUUGGGACUGAUCUUGGUGGUUCGAUUCGUAUUCCUGCUGCGCUUUGUGGGCUGUUUGGGUUGUCGCCUAGUCCUGGGAGACAUCCUUAUGAGAGGGGAAAUCCUGGGCAGGAUAUUGUUCGCUCCGUUGCUGGGCCUAUGGCUUGUAGCUUGGCUACUAUCGAGCGGUAUAUGGAGGCUUUGCCAACUGCGUCGCCUUGGGAGGUCGAUCAGCAUGUUUCCCCUGUGCCUUGGAGGGCGCAUUUGGCUUCGGGUGGGAAGAGGUUGAGGAUUGGGUUCUUGGUUGAUGAUGGGGUUGUGAGAGUUCAGCCGCCGAUUGCUAGGGCUAUGCGGGAGGUUAUCGAGGCUUUGAGGGUGGCUGGUCAUGAUGUCUUCGAAUGGGAUGCCUCUUCACACGGUUACGCAUACACCCUCUGGGCAAAAGCCAUAUUCUCGGAUGGCGGAGAAGGCUGCCGAAGGAAAACAGAACUAACAGGCGAGCCACUUAUUGAAGGAAUGCUCGUUGGGAAGCCAGAGGAUACGUUGACGACGAGCGAGACGCACCAGCUCAAUGCAGACAAAUACAAUUACGAAACGGAAUACCUUAACAAAUGGAUAUCCUCCGGCAUCGACGCGAUCAUCAUGCCCAAUACGCCAUGGGUAGGCUACAAGCCAUGGACAUGGGUCAAAUCCAGUGCGUACGUGGGCUACACAAGUAUCUGGAAUUUCCUGGGCUAUGCCGCAUUGGCAGUUCCUAUCACUACUGUUUCGAAGGAGAAGGAUGUUCCUGAUCAGGCAUGGCUGGAUCAUAUUCCCAGGAAUGAUAGUGAUAAGUUUAAUAAGACACAAUAUGAUAUCGACUUAGUUCAGGGUAUGCCCGUUGGUGUACAGGUUGUUGGGGGACGGUUUGGGGAGGAGAAGUGUGUUGCUGUAGCGAAGGCGAUUGAGGAAGCUAUGCAGGGGAAGAUGGUUUCUCGAGCGAAUCUUUGA
Messenger RNA from Penicillium canescens, 1632 nucleotides. RefSeq lists its product as uncharacterized. The record is from RefSeq and is a predicted model, not a curated record. The transcript has 6 exons. Bases 1 to 1632 code for a protein of 543 amino acids. NCBI's taxonomy places the organism in Eukaryota, Fungi, Ascomycota, Eurotiomycetes, Eurotiales, Aspergillaceae.